This is a messenger RNA of Penicillium vulpinum, 573 nucleotides long. RefSeq names its product Mpv17/PMP22 family protein. The coding region runs from base 1 to 573 and encodes 190 amino acids. NCBI's taxonomy places the organism in Eukaryota, Fungi, Ascomycota, Eurotiomycetes, Eurotiales, Aspergillaceae. The transcript is spliced from 4 exons. Gene Ontology annotation, cellular component: membrane; cytoplasm. The record is from RefSeq and is a predicted model, not a curated record.
AUGGCCAUCCCGCCGAUUGCCAAAGCCACAUUGCAGGCCGCGCUCAUCAAUGCGGGGUCUAACGUGUUAGCCCAGGGGAUUAAGGCUUAUCGAGCCAAUGUGACUACCACCUUUGAACUAGACAUUGAGUCUCUGAUGCAAUUUACAACCUGUGCAUUCAUCACCUCACCACUGAGCUACCUCUGGCUGGGAACUCUGGAAUCAUGGCUUCCCGGCCGGGUGCCCGACUCGAAGACCGACCAAAGAGAAAACAAAAACGAUAAACAAACCCUAUCAAAGCCAUCUUUGAAUUUCACCAAUACAGUCGCAAAGAUUGUUAUUGAUCAGGCUAUCGGCGGCGCUUGGAACACCAUUGUUUUCAUUCUGACGAUGGGGAUACUGCGGGGAUUGGACUAUGAUACAAUCACUGGACAAAUUCAAUCGGAUUUUUGGCCUAUUAUGGUCGGUGGAUUGAAGCUCUGGCCACUUGUGUCUAUUCUCAAUUUCACAGUGGUGCCUGCUAAUCGGAGGUUGCUUGUAGGUAACAUUUUUGGAGUUGUUUGGGCUAUUUAUCUCAGUCUGAUGUCUGGGUAA